Molecule: messenger RNA, 2965 nt
Organism: Cydia fagiglandana
Lineage: Eukaryota; Metazoa; Arthropoda; Insecta; Lepidoptera; Tortricidae
Gene: Wdr33
Product: pre-mRNA 3' end processing protein WDR33
Exons: 2
Coding region: 186-2837 (883 amino acids)
Cellular component (GO): mRNA cleavage and polyadenylation specificity factor complex
Molecular function (GO): protein binding
Source: RefSeq, a predicted model, not a curated record
UAGCGUAGCGUAUCUUUUUCUCUAUAUAAUAGGAAAUAGGUUAACAUUCGUGUUAUUUUACUGCAUAUUCUUUUUUUCACUUAAAUGUAAAUAUUUUGUGCUAAAAUGUGUGCUGUGUUGUUGUGAUUAAAGCCGCGUAGAAUGUUAUAGCGACUCACGUUGACAAGGUAUCGAAGUCACUAGCUAUGGAAUUCGGACACCCGCCGCCGAAUAUGGGGAUGCCACCACCCGGCAUGGGUGGCCCAAUGGGUCCUCCAAUGGGUCCUCCAAUGGGUCCUCCAAUGGGUCCGCCAAUGGGUCCACCUGGGCGGAACAACAUGCGCCAUAACUUUAGACCUUUCAACUACCAGAUGCGCUUCCCGCCUCAAGGUCCCCUGAACAUGACUCAAGAUGAUUUCGAUGGUAAACGUUUGCGUAAAUCUGUUAUGCGAAAAACCGUAGACUAUAACGCUGCCAUUAUUAAAGCUUUAGAGUGUCGCGUUUGGCAGAGGGAUUGGCGGGACAGGCACGCUCUCCAGCCCGACGCUAUGUACACUCCCGAUCUGUUGCCGCCUCCCUCAUACCCUGAUAACCCUAUUAACGCGGUCACCACACGUUUCGUCAAAACUGCCACUAAUAAAAUGAGAUGUCCCAUUUUCGCCGUUGCUUGGACACCGGAAGGUCGAAGGUUAAUAACAGGGGCGUCGUCUGGAGAAUUUACGUUGUGGAACGGUUUAACAUUUAACUUUGAAACCAUUUUACAGGCACAUGAUUCACCAGUCCGGUCAAUGGUGUGGUCACAUGGGGAGGGCUGGAUGGUGACUGGUGACCAUUCUGGGUUUAUAAAAUACUGGCAGAGUAACAUGAACAACGUAAAAAUGUACCAAGCCCACAAAGAAGCUGUUAGGGGUAUUAGCUUUAGUCCCAGUGACUCUAAAAUUGUUACAUGUUCCGAUGAUGGAACUUUGCGUAUAUUCGACUUCUAUAGAUGUCAAGAAGAAAGAAUAUUGAGAGGACAUGGUGCAGAUGUCAAGUGUGUACAGUGGCAUCCUACUAAGGCACUUAUUGUGUCAGGCAGCAAAGAUAACCAGCAACCAAUAAAGUUAUGGGAUCCUAAAUCGGGGACUGCUCUCUCAACACUGCAUGCUCAUAAGUCAACUGUCAUGGAUCUCAAAUGGAAUGACAAUGGAAAUUGGUUAAUAACAGCAUCUAGAGACCAUUUGCUCAAAUUAUUUGACAUUCGUAAACUAGGAACUGAAUUACAAAUAUUUAGGGGCCACAAGAAAGAAGCCUCAAGUGUAGCGUGGCACCCGACUCAUGAGGGCUUAUUUUGCUCUGGCGGCUCUGAUGGUGCUAUCCUAUUCUGGAAUGUUGGAACUGAUAAGGAAGUUGGAUGCAUUGAAGGUGCUCAUGAAUCUAUAGUAUGGACAAUGGCAUGGCAUCCGUUAGGUCAUAUUCUAUGUUCAGGGUCUAAUGAUCACACAUGUAAAUUUUGGACAAGAAACCGGCCAGGAGAUCUAAUGAGAGACAAGUACAACCUCAACACUUUGCCGCCUGGUGUCCAAGAUGACCAUGACUUAGAAGAGCCAGCUAUCAUCCCUGGGAUGGGUCCAGAAGAUAAAGUAGAAAUAUUUUCUACUGAUAAAGAUGCAGACAAAGUUAUACCUGGUCUUGAUUUAGAUACAACAUUGAUACCAAUGGACUUUGAGAAGAAAGUAAAGAAAGUUCCUUACAGUAAACCCAUUCCCAGAAACUUCCAAGCCCAGUGGAAUCAUGGUCCUACUGCUGAUGAUGCAACAACAGAAGCCUUGACACAAGCAUUAGUGGAAUCAGUUCCUGGGGCAGUACCGCUGACCCAAAUUACUCCAACAGCAAUAUUCAUUUAUGGAAAACUUAUUACUGUAGAUCCUGGCUCAAAACUAGAAAAAGCCAUUUCAGAAGGCCCUGUAGCUCUUAAAAAGUAUAUAGCCACAGGAGAAAUAGAAGAACUGCAUGAUGUCAUGCCACAUCUAGAAGAAGAUGUAGAUGAAGAUACCUAUAAUCAACCCUUCGAAUAUCCUGCUGCUGAUCGCAACCAUGACGGCCCUGAGAACGAUGAUGAGGAAAUGGAAGAUCCAUUUGCACAUGAGCAUUAUGAUGAUAGCAACAUGGAUGAUAUGGGGGAGCAACCAGAUCAAGACUUCAACCAGCCUAACAUGAAUAAUAUGAGACCAAUGGGUAAUAUGCCUCCGAUGGGUAAUAUGAUGGGACCACCAAUGCCAAUGGGUAAUAUGGGCCCAAUGGGUGGUCCACCUAUGAAUAAUAUGCCACCUCACAUGGCAGGAAUGCCACCACCCAUGGGCAAUAUGCCACCUAUGGGUAAUAUGCCACCAAUGGGAAAUAUGCCACCAAUGGGUAACAUGCCUCCCAUGGGCAACAUGCCGCCAAUGGGCAACAUGCCACCGAUGGGGCCGCCGUCUAUGGGCAAUAUGAAUAUGCCUCCUCCUAGACCACCUUUCACCGACAACGGAUUUAACAAUAAAGGUCAUUUUGAGCCCGGUUUCGAUAACCAGUACCAACAAGAUAAUGAAGAGUAUAAUAACGACGAAGAUCAGUCAUACCAAGAUCAAAAUAAUUAUGAGGACGAAUCGUAUAAUGAUGACGGCGACGACUAUUCGCGAAAUCAGAGAUGGGGCAGCGGAGGGUAUAGAGGUAGGAACCAGGAUAGAGGGAGAGGGCAGGAUAGAGGCAGAGGUCGCGGCAUGAACGGACACGGCGGGCGCGGCAACAGGCGUGGCCAGCGCGGGUCACCGUGGCGCGGCCGCGGCGGCGGCCCCAACCGCGCUUUCCGACGCGGCGGCAAGUCUGUGCCCAACUAGUAUUCCGACCUCUACCAUUGGUCGCGCCCUGACUAAGCAAUAACUUUUAAGUUGAGACAUUGAGUGUAAGUGUAAAGACGAUUAUUAAGUGAUGAAGUUGCGAAUGGUUGUAUAUAAGUUUGUUUCCA